Molecule: messenger RNA, 2283 nt
Organism: Lodderomyces jiufengensis
Lineage: Eukaryota; Fungi; Ascomycota; Pichiomycetes; Serinales; Debaryomycetaceae
Gene: CDC53
Product: cullin
Exons: 1
Coding region: 1-2283 (760 amino acids)
Biological process (GO): SCF-dependent proteasomal ubiquitin-dependent protein catabolic process; protein ubiquitination
Cellular component (GO): SCF ubiquitin ligase complex
Molecular function (GO): ubiquitin protein ligase binding
Source: RefSeq, a predicted model, not a curated record
AUGUCCUCAACAUUACCUGCAUUUACUGAUUUAAAUGCUACUUGGACUUUUAUUCAACCAGGUUUAGAAUUCAUAUUAGGGGCACAAAAUGAUCAAGGAGUAACGUCGACUAUGUACAUGAAUUGUUAUACAGCAGUUUAUAAUUAUUGUGUGAAUAAAUCAAGACGUGGUUCAACUCCUCAAUCUAUUUCAAAUAAUACUGAAAAUAAUUCUUAUUCGUUAGCAGGAGCAGAAAUUUAUUCAAAGUUAGAAUUAUAUUUAAUUCAAUUUAUUAAAAAUUUAAAAAAACAACCAAAUGAAUCAUUUUUAGAAUUUUAUGUUAGAAAAUGGACCAGAUUUACAAUAGGAGCAGUUUAUAUGAAUAAUGUUUUUGAUUAUAUGAAUAGAUAUUGGGUACAGAAGGAAAGAUCAGAUGGUAGAAAAGAUGUGUUUGAUGUUAAUACUUUAUCGUUAAUUAAAUGGAGAAAUGAAAUGUUUCAACCAAAUAAUGAAAUAUUAAUUAAUCAAAUUUUAGAAUUAAUUGAAAAACAAAGAAAUCAUUUAAUAGUUGAUACAAAUUUAAUCUCAACUGCUAUAAAAUCAUUAGUAUUUUUAAGUAUUGAUAUACAAGAUUUGAAAAAACCAAAUUUAAUCAUAUAUGUAAAUUCAUUUGAAAAACCAUUUCUUGAUUCAACUAUGGCAUAUUAUUUAAAAGAAAGUUCAGAAUAUUUAGCAAAUCAUAAUGUAGUUGAUUAUAUGAAAAAAUGUGAAACAAGAAUUGCUGAAGAAAUUUCAAGAUCAAAUACUUUUUUAGAAGAUCAUUCCAAAAAGGCUUUUAUUAAUAUUUUAAAUAAAUCAAUGAUUGAAAAUCAUGCUUAUGAAAUGUAUGAUCAAUUUUUGAUACUAUUACAACAAAAUCAAAUUGACCAUAUCCAAAGAAUGUAUAAAUUAUUAUCAAGAGUUCCAAAAACUUUAGAUCCUUUGGCAAAUGCUUUGGAAGAAUAUAUUAAAAGAGAAGCAAAUUCGGUAAUAGAAGAAAUUCAAAAACAAUCAGAACAAGAUAUAAAAGAUGGUAAAAAGAAAACAAUUGAACCAAAGAUCUAUAUUAAUAAAUUGAUUUCAAUUUAUAAUCAAUUUAAUGAUGUUGUUAUAAAAGCAUUUAAUAAAGAUACAAAGUUCAUUAGAUCCUUAGAUAAUGCAUGUCGUUAUUUUGUAAAUAACAAUUGUAUUGCAAUUCCAAAACCAAGAUCAUCAUGCAAAACUCCUGAAUUGUUAGCAAGAUAUGCAGAUGGAUUUUUAAAAUCAACUUCAAAAGAUUCAGAUAUAAUUGAUAUGAAUUCUGAUAAUUUAAUGAUUAUAUUCAAAUUUAUAAAUGAUAAAGAUACAUUUGAAGAAAAUUAUAGAAGAUUAUUAGCAAAAAGAUUAAUUCAUGGAAAUUUUAAAUCUGAAGAAUUAGAAGAAAGUGUCAUACAUAAAUUACAAGAAGAAAAUUCCAUUGAAUAUACUUCUAAAAUGACAAAAAUGUUUUCUGAUAUGAAAGCGUCAGAAGAUUUAAAAUUGAAAGUAAAAUCAAAAUUAGGUGACGAUGUAACAGUUAAAGAAUUUACACCCAUGAUUUUAGCACAAGCAAGUUGGCCAUUUACUUAUAACAAGCUUUAUAAUUUAAAUAUUCCAAAUGAAUUAUCAGAUACAAUAACAAAAUUAAAAGAAGUUUAUUCUGCACAACAUCAUGGUAGACAAUUAAAAUUUUUGUUUAAUCAUGGUAGAGCAGAAAUUAAAGCAAAUUUAUCUAAAAAAGGUAAACCAGCUUUUAUCUUUCAAGUAACAAAUAUUCAAUUAAUGAUUUUAUUAGCAUUCAAUUCCAAAGAUUCAUAUACAAUCGAUGAACUUCAUGAAAUUGUUGGAUGUGAAAAAUCAAUAUUCCAAUCUCAUCUUUCAGCAUUAAUUAAAUAUAAACUAAUAAUAGAAGAAAAUAAUUUAUUGACAAUAGUAGAAGAAUACAAAUCCAAAAAAUUAAAAGUUAAUUUUAUAUCAGCUGUUAAAACAACAACAAAUCAACAAAUUGAAGAAGAAGAUGAAGUUAAAAAUGAAAUUAAUGAAAGUAGAAAACAAUUUUUACAAGCUGCAAUUGUUAGAAUUAUGAAAUCAAGAAAAACUAUAACUAAUACAAAUUUAUUAAAUGAAGUAUUAUUACAAUGUGUUAAUUUUGAAGCUAAAAUUAUUGAUAUUAAAAAAGUUAUUGAUGAUUUAAUUGAAAAAGAAUAUUUGAAAAGAGAUGGUUCUAAUUAUGAAUAUAUAGCUUAG